This is a messenger RNA of Drosophila rhopaloa, 5436 nucleotides long. It is a transcript of the gene DAAM, whose product is annotated as disheveled-associated activator of morphogenesis 1. The transcript has 10 exons. Lineage: Eukaryota; Metazoa; Arthropoda; Insecta; Diptera; Drosophilidae. The record is from RefSeq and is a predicted model, not a curated record. Gene Ontology annotation, molecular function: actin binding; small GTPase binding. Gene Ontology annotation, biological process: positive regulation of actin filament polymerization; actin cytoskeleton organization. Bases 362 to 4756 code for a protein of 1464 amino acids.
CGUUCAAUUCGCUGCCAGCCGUCGAAAAGAACGCACGCGAGUUUACUUCCCCCGGCUGUAAAAGGCAAAACACUAUUCAACAAACUGUAGACUAUAAAAGUCAAACUGAUCAAAAUCGAACAUUGGAAAUACGCGCGCGCGUGCGGUUUUUCAACGCAGUCAACGUCGCGAUCAUCUAUUUAAAUACAUAAAUAUAUUUUUUUUUUAUUAAUUUUGUUGCCUCAAGUGAAUUGACAAUGUGCAGUGCGUGAUGUGUGGAUUUUUUCUGCAUCCAAAUCUGCGAGACAAAACACUUGCAAAGUCGUAGUUCUCCGAUCCAGAUUCAAGUGCUGAAAAGCUGUCUCAUUAGCAGUGCGUCACAAUGUCCGCCAAUAACCAAAUCAGUGUCUUCAUGGAGAAGAUCAACCCGACGCUACAGGCGUGUCCCAUAGUAUGCAUCAAUGAGCGCGACACGCACAGUAUCAGCACGAAGGUACUGCAACCAAGUUCGGCGAGCACACUAGAGAAGCCCAAGGCGGCGCUAGGAGGAUCCACCACAUCUGUGACCGGCGUGAACAACAAUUGCAUUGCCGUUAAUGGUGGAGUGGGCGUAGAAGAAGCAGCAACUGCAACUGCGACUACCAGCAGUGCGGCUGGAGUGACCAAGAUCACGAUAACCAGUGACGUCGGCAACAGCAGCAAAACAGCCAGCACCGGGAGCUACAAGAACAGCAGCUUGGUGUCCAUCACCAGCUUAAACAGCUGUAGUGACCUCAGUCAGGGCAGCACCGCCACCCUGCCCAUCAGCAGCUGCAGCAGCAACGUCAGCAGCCACCCCCUCAGCGGCAACAGCAACAACAACAGCGGCAGCGACACCUCUUCCAACAACUUCCAGGAGCGGUUCGACUUCGAGCACUGGAAGGGCCUACUCAGCGACUACAACUGCUUUCCCGGGCUGUAUCGCUAUUGGAAUCAGUAUAGCGGACGCAGCGCCACCAACCGCGACAGUGUCAAAAGCGUCAACAGUAACGGCAGUGACGGCGACGGCAACGGCAACGGCAAUCAACAGCAGUCACAGUCCGACCAUGAGAAUGGGCUGGGCACCGGAGCCGGCUCCUUCUACACACACAACAUACUAGGAUACACCUUCGGCUAUCCUUUUGGCCUGAAGGAGGAUCUUGACAGCCACAGCAACUGCAACGACAGCAGCAACACCAACAGUCUUGGCCUCAGAAAGUGGCUUUCGGGCAGCGCCAGCAGCAGCGAGACCCCGCUUCAGAAGCACUACAGACAUCAGCAGAAGAAGAAGAUGCCGGUGUUCAGAGGUAGAAGGGCGUGGUGCGGCUGCUUCAAGGACGAUGAACCACCCGAGAUUUGUGUGGUGGAAGGGGCGUUCACUCUUCAGACGCUCACGCCCACUCAACCCAUGCCGUCGGUGGAUGAGCUGGAUACGAAGUUCGCGGAGCUGGUGGAGGAGCUCGAUCUGACGGCUCCCAAUAAGGAGGCGAUGCUGAGCCUGCCUGCUCAGAAGAAGUGGCAGAUCUACUGCUCGAGGAAACUUCCCCUGGAUGCAGGAGAUGGUCCAGAUGCGGCGGCUAUUACUCAGCCUCCCACCGCAGAGCACUACAUAGAGCGACUGAAGGAGCUGGUGGUGCACAUAUCCCUCUCGCCGGAGGACUCACCCAGCCAUGAGCUGGGAAACCGCCUGGAUGGCCAUGCCGCCUUUGUAGACGCCCUGAAGACCGCCCUGAGAACCUCCACGCAUAGCUUCGUGCUUCGAUUUGUGGAGCUGGACGGGCUGCCGGCCCUGCUCGACCUCCUGCUGCAGUUGGACAUCCGGGUGGCUAACAGCCCGCUUCAUACCAGUCUCAUUGGGUGCAUUAAGGCGCUGAUGAACAACUCUAUGGGACGGGCACACGUGCUAGCUCAUCCAACGGCCAUUGACACUAUAGCCAGAUCCCUGGUUGCGGACAACAUCCGCACCAAAAUCGCCGCCCUGGAGAUUCUGGGUGCCGUGUGUUUGGUGCCUGGUGGACAUCGCAAGGUGCUGCAGGCCAUGCUCUACUUCCAGGAGUUCGCCACAGAGCGAACCCGUUUCCAGAGCAUCGUCAACGAUCUAGACCGAUCGACCUAUGCGUACAGGGAAAAUGUCAAUCUGAAGACCGCCCUCAUGUCGUUCGUGAACGCGGUACUUAACUAUGGACCCGGCCAGGAAAACCUCGAGUUCCGGCUGCACUUGAGGUACGAGUUUCUUAUGCUGGGCAUCCAACCCGUGAUCGAUAAGCUGCGCACGCACGAGAACGAGACGCUGGACAGGCAUUUGGACUUUUUUGAGAUGGUUCGUGCCGAAGACGAGAAGGAGUUCGCCCGCCGCUUCAAUGAGGAGCACGUGGACACCAAGAGCGCCGGUUCCAUGUUUGAGCUCCUGCGCCGCAAACUCAGCCAUUCGCCCGCUUAUCCCCACAUGCUCUCCCUCCUGCAGCAUAUGCUCCUGCUGCCCUACACGGGUCACUGCACAGAGCACUGGCUACUGAUAGACCGCGUGGUGCAGCAGAUUGUGCUGCAGGUGGAGCAGCGGCCGAGUAGCGAUCUCAUCCCCGAUCCGGAUGACUUAGGAAAGCAGUUGAAGCUGGCCGCUGACUCGCCUGUCCACGAUCCUGACGUGGCGCCGCUGCAAAUCGACGUAGCCAAGUUGGUGCGUCUGUUGGUCAAGGAGGAGCAGCUGACGCAAGCGCGGAAGCGGGCCGACGAGCUGGAGCGCGAGAACUUCGACGUGCAGUCGCGACUGGCUAAGAAGGAGCAAGAGCUCGACCUGCGAAUGCAGGAGAAGGAGGACCUGGAAACGGGUCUGGCGCGUAUGCGCGAGCGUUUGGAGAAAGAGUCCGCCCAGCACUCGCAGGCGGUGCAACGGGCGCAGUCCGCCGAGAUGCGGGCGGAGGACUUACAGCACCGUCUGCUCAGCGAGCAGCAGGAGCGGUCUCGUCUGGAGCGGCUGGUUACGGAGGGCAGUAUCCCUGACGACCAGAAAGUGGCCGGUCUCACUGGCUGCAAUGGGGCUGUGUCGCCCCCGCCGGCGCCACCCAUGCUCAAGGCCAUCCCACCGCCUCCUCCGCCCAUGGCGCCGGCCAUGAUGCCUCCACCACCGCCUCCCUGCCCGGGAGCCCCUCCUCCGCCACCAAGUAUGGCACAAACGAUGGCUCCUGCGCCACCGAAAGUGGAUCUGCCAAAGAAAAACGUGCCACAGCCAACGAAUCCGUUGAAGAGCUUCAACUGGUCGAAACUGCCGGACGCCAAACUUCAGGGCACCGUGUGGAACGAGCUAGACGAGAGCAAGCUGUAUAACAACAUGGAGCUGGAGUCGAUAGAUAAGCUGUUCUCAGCAUACCAAAAGAAUGGCGUGUCGGCCACCGAUGGAUCCUACGAGGAUUUGCGGGUGACUGGCAAGUCGGCCAAGCAGAAGGUGUUGUCGGUGAUCGACGGACGUAGGGCGCAGAACUGCACGAUCCUGUUAAGCAAGCUGAAAAUGAGCGACAUGGAGAUAUCAAAAGCAAUUCUCUCCAUGGACAGCAACGAGCAACUGCAACUGGACAUGGUCGAACAGCUACUAAAGUUCACCCCCUCGUCGGAAGAGCGAGCUUUGCUGGAUGAGCACAGCGAAGACAUUGAGUCCCUGGCACGGGCCGAUCGCUUCCUCUACGAGAUAUCCAAAAUCCCUCACUACGAGCAGCGGCUCAAAAGUCUGCACUACAAGAAGCGUUUUAUGCUGACGAUCAACGAUCUGAUCCCCCGCAUCACUAGUGUGAUGGAGGCCUCUCGUGAGGUGGCUCGUUCCCGUCGCCUGCGCAAGCUUUUGGAGUUGGUCCUGGCCUUGGGCAACUACAUGAACCGCGGGGCACGCGGCAACGCCUCUGGAUUCCGACUGGCCUCGCUCAACCGCUUGGCGGACACCAAGUCCAGUGCCGCCAAGGGCACCACUCUGCUGCACUACCUCGUCCAAGUGAUCGAGCGCAAAUUCAAGGACUUGCUAAAGCUGGAAGAAGACAUUCCGCAUGUGCGCGAGGCCUCGAAGGUUUCUCUGGGAGAGAUGGACAAGGACAUUCAGAUGCUGCGCACCGGGUUGGCGGACGUAGCCCGUGAGAUCGAGUUCCAUCGAAGUUCGGGUCCCGCCCAGCAAGGUGACCGCUUUCUGCCCGUGAUGCGCGAGUUUCACGCCCAGGCGUCGGUGCGGUUUGCGGAGCUGGAGGACAAGUUCCAGGACAUGAAGACGCGUUUUGACCGGGCGGUGCGUCUGUUCGGCGAGGACGGAUCGGUUCUGCAGCCGGACGAGUUCUUCGGCAUUUUCGACUCGUUCCUCGGCGCCUUCGCGGAGGCGCGGCACGACAACGAGAGCUUUCGCCGGCGCCAGGAGGAGGAGGAAAAGCGUGCCAAGCAGGAAGCGGAGCUCAAGAAGCGCACAAUCGAGCGCAAGAACAAGAGCGGUCUGAUGAGCAGUGUGGCCCGCAACCUGGGCCUCAAAUCUGGCUCGCCCACCAGUGGCCUGGAUUCCCCGGCGAGAGGCGGGGUCGGCGAUAACAAGGGCGAGUUCGACGACCUCAUUUCGGCCCUGAGGACCGGCGACGUAUUCGGCGAGGACAUGGCUAAGUUCAAGAGAUCGCGUAAGGCGCGCGUGCUUAACGGUGGAAGCGCCAACACCGGACACACCUCUCCACCCCGUCACGGCAGCCUGCAGCGCGAGGAAAGCGGGCGGGAGCGCGAACGGACCGUAAGACGCCAGUAAUAACAGAGCAGAGGUCAAGAGGAUUAAGAUUAGUUAGUUUACCCUCUGGCUUCAACCCCAUUCUAAAGUAUUGUUUUAAAAUUGCGCGCAGGUAUUUUGUUCUUACAUGGUAAAGACACUUUUUGUAAUUAUUUAUAUCUACUAUUCGUACGCAUAUACUACGAUUUAUAUAUACUUACAUAUAUAGCACAUAAUCUAAAGCUCGGCUACUGCAAGCGUUAAACCAAAUUUUUUACAAACGAAAACUUAAUUGUAAUUUAAAGUCUAAAGAAAUGUUAUGAACUAAUCUUCUCGCCGUGGAGCUGAUCAUCAUGUAUAGCAUACCUUAAAAAUUGUAUUUGGCAACCAUACGGCAUACAUGCUUCUAUAUCUGUACACACCUAGUGCUUAUCAUAACUCAAACCUGUAAACCCAAAGCAGCACUCAGCAGCAUAAUUUUCGCACAUGGAAUCGCUACAGAGUUCGAAGAAGCUCGCCGGUCUGCCAUAAAGUCAUGUUCAUAAUUAAGGUCUAUAUUGUUUGUUUUUUCAUUUUUUUUAGCACGAGAUUCAGUAGCGUACCCGUAUCGAACAUAUAGAACUUUUAGAGCGCAUUAGGAGUUUGCACAGACACACGUCCUCAGCAUUUUCUAAUGAUAAUUACACCCUAACCAUAAACAAAUUAUAAUAAAGAUAAACUUC